This is a messenger RNA of Panicum virgatum (switchgrass), 1045 nucleotides long. Its product is annotated as soluble inorganic pyrophosphatase-like. The transcript has 9 exons. Gene Ontology annotation, molecular function: inorganic diphosphate phosphatase activity; magnesium ion binding. Lineage: Eukaryota; Viridiplantae; Streptophyta; Magnoliopsida; Poales; Poaceae. Gene Ontology annotation, cellular component: cytoplasm. Bases 178 to 783 code for a protein of 201 amino acids. The record is from RefSeq and is a predicted model, not a curated record. Gene Ontology annotation, biological process: phosphate-containing compound metabolic process.
UGGCCGAAAUAUCACAUCGGCUCGAGCCCGUGGCGCUGGACAGCAGCAGCAGCAGCAGCAGCAGCCGCAGCGAACUCGAGGCCACUCCCUCCCUCCGCCACCUCGCGCUCGCCUGCCUGACGCCUCUCCUCGCUUUCGCCACCGGGGAGGGAGGGCGACCCUCCGAUCGGCUCCGCCAUGGCUGGAACUGCUGUUCUCAAUGAGCGCAUCCUUUCUUCCAUGUCCCAGAAACAUGUUGCUGCUCAUCCAUGGCAUGAUUUGGAGAUAGGACCAGGGGCUCCUGAAGUUUUCAACUGUGUGGUUGAGAUUCCUAGAGGCAGCAAGGUGAAGUAUGAGUUGGACAAGGCAUCUGGUCUGAUCAAGGUUGAUCGUGUCCUUUACUCCUCUGUUGUUUACCCACACAACUACGGUUUCAUUCCACGCACACUCUGUGAGGAUAGCGACCCCAUGGACGUCCUCAUCCUGAUGCAGGAACAAGUUGUCCCUGGGUGUUACCUGCGAGCUCGUGCUAUUGGGCUCAUGCCUAUGAUUGAUCAGGGAGAGAAAUAUGAUAAGAUCAUAGCGGUCUGCGCUGAUGACCCUGAAUACCGUCACUACACGGACAUCAAGGACCUUCCUCCACAUCGCCUUCAAGAGAUUCGCCGCUUCUUUGAAGAUUACAAGAAGAAUGAAAACAAAGAGGUCGCGGUGAAUGAGUUCCUCCCAGCAAAAAAUGCCAUCGAUGCAAUCAGAUACUCUAUGGACCUGUAUGGCUCGUACAUCAUCGAAGGACUGAGGAAGUAACAAGAUUGCAGAUGCUUCAUGAUUUACUCAGCAGCUCGAGAGUACUGUAGCACGACAUAUGUUAACAUGCACGAACUGAAAUCAUGACAAAGGAAUAUUACCUUGUGUUCAUGUUGAGACUAGCAGCAGUGCCUUUUGUUUCCAUUAUAUAUGCCGUGUCAAGUCCAAGCACUUGGCUUUGCUGAAAUCUGUCGUCAAACCAACAUUUGACAGAACGAUUACCUAAUAGAAUAUCACUGAUUACAUAAACGCCAUUUGCUUA